This is a messenger RNA of Cladophialophora psammophila CBS 110553, 1959 nucleotides long. RefSeq lists its product as uncharacterized. Bases 1 to 1959 code for a protein of 652 amino acids. Lineage: Eukaryota; Fungi; Ascomycota; Eurotiomycetes; Chaetothyriales; Herpotrichiellaceae. The record is from RefSeq and is a predicted model, not a curated record. Gene Ontology annotation, molecular function: DNA binding; DNA-binding transcription factor activity, RNA polymerase II-specific; zinc ion binding. Gene Ontology annotation, biological process: DNA-templated transcription. The transcript has a single exon. Gene Ontology annotation, cellular component: nucleus.
AUGGACCUGUCCGCUCGCCAGGAAGGCCCCAGACCGUUCCGCUCAAGGCGCGAUCGACCGUGCGACGCCUGCCGGGGACGAAAGAUCGCAUGUCGCAUUGAAACCUCACCUCCUUGCGCCUUCUGUGAAAGUCGAGGCAGCUCGUGCACUUUCCAGAAUGGACCCAACAACAAGAGACGCAGGGUGUUCUCCAGCUCUCUGCCAGAUGUCCAUUACUCGCAACAGGACAGUUUGACAGCCAUCCCACAGACCUGGGAAGACUUCAACGCGGAAGCGUUCGACUCCGCCAUCUUCGACAGUCUGGACCUUGCCGAGGAUGAAAGUCCGACGGGUCAGAACCAGGGGACUCCUCCACAGCCGCCGACGUCAGACGGACGCCACGCGAGCACAAGCCCGAGACAUUAUCCACCGCAGAACGUGCGUCCAUCGCGGGGCGAUGCCCGGGCCCACGACCCAAGCAUCCUUCAUCGUUCUCAGGUUCUGCCAGACACUGGCCAUUUGAACCGCCAUGUGGUCAUGGUAUUGCUGAAAGACACAAACCAGCUUGAAAUAGCCCGGACCCGUUUGAGAAGUACUCGGGAUCACAACAACGACCCCUUGACCCGCGAGCGUGCUCAAAUACUGAUGGUGAGAGACGAUCCACCUUUUCUGCUCAACGGCAAGUCGUGCGUGAAGCGUGUUUCGUGGUUAGAUAUCGAGAACCUGCUCUGUGGAAAGCAGCGCGACGAAUUGCUCCGACUAUUUUUUCGCUUUGUUCAGCCCCUGUUUCCUAUCCUGCACCCAAAUAACGAAGCCCACGCCGACAAUCACAGCGACUCUGCUCAAGGCCACAACUCAGUUGCCCUUUACGCUUCAGUGUACGCAACGGCUCUGCCUUUUGCCAUACACAAUGACUACCUGAGUGCCACAUUGACAGACGCGAACUGCAAGCGCGAGCAAUUGUACUCGAUAGCGGUUGCAGCCUUGCUUGAAACGGCAAAUUCGCCUUCCAUCGAAGCCCUGCAAGCAUGUCUACUUCUGCUGCAAAAGGGCCCAACAUUUCAGCAUCAAGGUCUGACGCCGACAUAUUCCUGGCUCAUGUCAAUCGCAGUCACGAUUGCCAAGUCCCUCGGUCUACAAUAUGACUGUGGCGGAUGGAACAUACCUUUGGUAGAGAAGCAGCUUCGUACACGACUCUGGUGGGCAACCUUUACCAUGGAUAUCUGGAUCAGUGUGGAUUCCCCUGGAGGGCGGUCAAUUGCGUCUGACGAUUACGAUGUGCUUCUACCAAAUUCAGAGGACGGGACGACCAGCAGUUACGAGCUUGCGAGGGCAGAAUGCAAUGAGUUUGAUGGGCUCGUAAAUCUUACUCACCUUCUAGCUCAAAUUCAUGGAACGUACUAUACCAUCCGUUCGGCAAAGCAAACUUCAUCGGAUUUAUUCAAAUCCCUCGAGUUUGCCCGUCCACUUCGUUCGGCUCUCAGUGAAUGUAGGCAGAAUUUGAAGGCAGAUCUGCCUCUCAACUCUGGUGACGAGCCCGGGAUGAGUGCAUCUGUGCAUCUGGCGGCUUGUGUUGUGUCGAUAAUUCUAUUUCGCGCCCUCCUCCGACCUGUCCAAUGCGGGAAUAGUGGAUCGCUGACAGAAAGCUACAAGUCAGCAGCAGCAGCCAUCAUGACCGGCUCUGUCAACUGUGCGAGAGAAGCCGUUGAGCUGUUGGAAAACAUGGUGUCGAUAAUCGGCCCGUGGAACGCAUUUUGGCAUUCCUGGUCGCAAGGAAACUUUGCCAUCGUCAGUACGUUCCUGGUGCAGCUGCUGCUUAUAAGCGACUCGGGGGAUGGAAUCAGAACAGAGGUGAGCGAGCUUAUUUCCCGCUGGAAGCGCGCCAUACGUGUCAUGGCAGGGAGCGGUGGAUGGGGAAGCUCUCUGAUGGGCAUGGCGCUCGGCAGGCUGGACUCCCUUCUUAACCAUGCUGGGUUAUAA